CGUAGCUUGGGUGUGUGGAGCAGCAUGAGGCGUCCGGGGAAACUGGGCAUCUGGAGCUCAGAAAGCUUGACAGACAUUUAAUUUGCUCUGACCAUCUACAACCUAAACAUCUUUCGUAUUUGUUUUUGCGUUGUUGGAUAGUGGCUUUUCUGAGUGUCUGCUCUUUUACGUAGCUGAGCAAGGAUGGAUGCUAGAGAAACAGAAAGGAUCAAAGCCCAUAUCAAAAAGUAUGAUACCGGAUUUACAGUUUAUGUACCUGCACUGACAAAGGCGUCCGUUUUGAUCCCAUUGCUUAUGAAGAAUAGAGAAAUUCAUGUUCUGAUGACACUUCGAUCAUUAAAGCUUAGAAGUGGCGCGGGAGAGGUGUGCUUUCCAGGUGGGAAGUAUGACCCACAGGACCGUGAUGAGAUAGCCACAGCUCUCAGGGAGGCCGAGGAAGAGAUUGGUCUUCCCCCAGAUAAGGUGGAGGUCAUAGGAAAGCUUCUACCGAUACUGAAUAAGAACGGCCUGUUGAUCACUCCAGUGGUGGGUCUCAUUGAUGGCACCUUUGAAGCUAACCCAAACCCAGAAGAAGUGAGUGGUGUAUUCACAGUGCCGCUGGAUUAUUUCCUUUCCCAGACCAACCAUUCCUUUUUUAAGGCAUCUUAUUUGCCAUUCAGAGUUCACAGUUUCUGGUACUUGGAUGCUGCUUCGAACAAUGAGUACCACAUAUGGGGCCUAACUGCUCUGCUGGCCAUAACUGUUGCAGUUCUGGUCUACAGGAGAAAGCCAAUGUUUGAGGUAGAUUUUGACCCUGAAGACCCCCUGUCUUACUUUCAGCACAAUUUCCAACUGGGGUUGAGUAAACUGUAAUUUCUUGCCUGAUGUUUUUUUUUUUCUGGUUAUAUAUUUAACAGUUUAAAAUUGCCGUAAACUUAAUUAUGAAAGGUUCUUCAACAUAAAGUAACAGAAAUUGCACUUUGUGAUUUUGAUAUUUUCCCCCGAGUUAAAA
Scleropages formosus (Asian bonytongue) is the source of this 991-nucleotide messenger RNA. RefSeq names its product nudix (nucleoside diphosphate linked moiety X)-type motif 7 (gene nudt7). Gene Ontology annotation, molecular function: coenzyme A diphosphatase activity. Gene Ontology annotation, biological process: coenzyme A catabolic process. The coding region runs from base 184 to 852 and encodes 222 amino acids. The record is from RefSeq and is a predicted model, not a curated record. The transcript is spliced from 4 exons. NCBI's taxonomy places the organism in Eukaryota, Metazoa, Chordata, Actinopteri, Osteoglossiformes, Osteoglossidae.